Molecule: messenger RNA, 2502 nt
Organism: Vitis riparia (riverbank grape)
Lineage: Eukaryota; Viridiplantae; Streptophyta; Magnoliopsida; Vitales; Vitaceae
Product: mitogen-activated protein kinase kinase kinase NPK1-like
Exons: 17
Coding region: 60-2075 (671 amino acids)
Biological process (GO): protein phosphorylation
Molecular function (GO): ATP binding; protein kinase activity
Source: RefSeq, a predicted model, not a curated record
AUCAUGCUUCCUCCUUGUCUCUAAAACCCUACCUUUCCUCGUUCCACAGACCCACAACAAUGCAAGACAUUUUCGGAUCAGUUCGCCGGUCGCUAGUCCUCCGGUCACCCGAUGGCGACGACACUUCCCCCGGAACCCUAGUCGACAAAAUCAACUCUUGCAUUCGCAAAUCCAGAGUCUUCUCCAGAGCCUCCCCUCCGCCACUAAUUCCCAAAGACGCCACUGCGCCUUCGAUCCGAUGUCGCAAAGGGGAGCUGAUCGGCUGUGGCGCCUUCGGUCGUGUCUAUAUGGGCAUGAAUCUCGAUUCUGGCGAGCUUAUCGCCGUCAAACAGGUUUUGAUCACCACAAGCAAUGCUACAAAAGAGAAGGCACAGGCUCAUAUUAGGGAACUUGAAGAAGAAGUGAAGCUUCUUAAGAAUCUCUCUCAUCCAAACAUUGUUAGGUAUUUGGGUAUAGUCAGGGAGGAGGAGACCUUGAAUAUUUUGUUGGAAUUUGUUCCUGGUGGAUCCAUCUCGUCACUUUUGGGGAAAUUUGGAUCUUUCCCUGAGGCUGUGAUAAGAAUGUACACAAAACAAUUAUUAUUGGGACUAGAUUAUCUUCACAACAAUGGAAUUAUGCACAGGGACAUCAAGGGGGCAAACAUCCUCGUCGAUAAUAAAGGAUGCAUUAAACUUGCAGAUUUUGGUGCUUCCAAGCAGGUUGUGGAGCUGGCUACCAUUUCAGGUGCCAAGUCCAUGAAAGGCACCCCGUAUUGGAUGGCUCCGGAAGUCAUUCUCCAGACAGGCCAUAGCUUCUCGGCUGAUAUAUGGAGUGUUGGAUGUACCGUUAUUGAGAUGGCCACUGGAAAGCCUCCUUGGAGCCAAAAGUACCAAGAGGUUGCUGCUCUCUUUUAUAUUGGGACAACAAAGUCUCAUCCGCCAAUUCCUGCACAUCUCUCUGCUGAGGCAAAAGAUUUUCUACUGAAGUGUUUACAAAAGGAACCAGAUUUGAGGCCAGCUGCCUAUGAGUUGCUGAAGCAUCCAUUUGUUACUGGAGAGUAUAACGAAGCUCAACUUGCUCUUCAAACUUCCGUUAUGGAAAAUUCUGAAACUCCUGUAUCAACUUCUGAGGAAAACUUGCCAAAUCCUCAAAUGACAAAUGACUCUAGCUUGCUGGAUGUCUGUGAGAUGGGGAAUUUGAGCUGCUCAACUGGAUAUCCUGAGAAUUCAGAAUCCAAACCUAAUUGGGGAACAAGCAGCAGUAUUGAUGACAUGUGUCAAAUUGAUGACAAAGAUGAUGUUAUGAUGGUUGGGGAAGUAAAGUUCAAUUCUAUCCUGCUGCCUGAUAACUUUAAUAAGAGUUUCAAUCCGAUUUCUGAGCCCUCACAUGAUUGGAGCUGUGAAAUUGAUGGAAAUCUACGACCAGAACAAAGUGGAAUGGACAUGGACACCAAUCCAUCUCUUGAUAUGCCUGCUGGUAGCUCUGGCAUAUCCAAUAAGGGAGGCAAUGAUUUCUCAUUUCCUUGUGGGCCAUCAGUAUCUGAGGAUGAUGAUGAAGUUACUGAGUCAAAAAUCAGAGACUUCCUGGAUGAGAAGGCCAUUGAACUGAAGAAACUGCAAACGCCAUUAUAUGAGGAGUUCUACAACACUUUGAAUGCUGCAUGCUCUCCAAGUGUUGCUGAGCGUACACAGGAUGAAAAUGUUAUAAACUACUUGAAAUUGCCUCCUAAAAGCCGAUCACCAAGUCGGGCUCCAAUUGGAACCCCAUCUGCGGCUGUUGAUUCCACUAGUACUGCGAGCCCUGGGAGUUGUGGCAGACGAAUGUCAAAUGUUGGCAAUGCAGGUGAUCAAACUGCACAGGACACCCCAUCACCUCCACAUAAUGACUGGAAAGGCCUUCUUGUUGAUUCUCAGCAGGAACCUAAUAGCCCAAGUGUGAGCUUUUAUGAGAUACAGAGGAAGUGGAAGGAGGAGCUUGACCAAGAACUAGAGAGAAAACGAGAGAUGAUGCGCCAAGCAGGGAAAACAUCAUCACCAAAGGACCGAGCUUUGAAUCGGCCAAGAGAACGUUCAAGGUUUGCAUCUCCAGGCAAAUGAGAAUUAUAUGUGAGUGCGCAGUUAUACCGGUCCAAUCUAGUCCAAUCUGGUGAAAUGGAUCAUUAAUACCUUACCACCAUUGGCUCCCCAAGAAGAUAGCUAUGCCACCUCACGCCAAUCUUAUUCAGCUCUCAUGGUCAUCAUGGUGUGUCCCUAAACUGAGUGAUUUUGUAUGUCCCUUGAAAGCCCAAGCCUGUGUAUUUGCUCUAUAUAAAAAGAGUGGAUUGGGUGAUACAUAUUUUCAUUUUUCUCCUUUUUUGAGUGAGGUUUGUGUCCAGUGCAUAAAAAAAAAAAAAAUAUAUUGAUCCUGUUCUAUAGAAUAAUUUGGAUUGUUAUGGCCCACAUGAGACAGCCUAAGAAAUCCUAUGCCACUUUGUUUCUGAACUAUCAUCUCUGCUCCAAUUGAUUCAUAUAUAUGCUUUCAUUA